CCUCCUUUGAAGGCAUUCCCAUAUCAAUCCUCCCCAGAAGCAUCUGCAGGCAGACCAUCAAAUAUUACAACAUCACCUUCGACCAAAUACCUCGAAACAAUGGCAGGAACCUUUCCGCGAAGCGAACGGAUCGAGCCGGGCUCAGUCAACCUCCCACCCCGCGAGUAUCCCCCAUCUGUUCGCUCAACAUCGGUAGAUGCGGGGAAGGCCGCGACAGAUGUCAUCAACGCCUUCAACGCUGCCCUGAACUCCAAGGACUACAACAAGCUCGCACAACUCUUCGUCGCUGACGGCUACUGGAGGGACCACCUAGCGCUAUCAUGGGACCUCCGCACCCUCAAGGGUAGGGAGAAGAUCCAGAGCUUCCUCAGCGAGGCGUGCCGGCUCAAGGAGGUGCAAAUCGAUACAUCCACGGCCUACAGAGCACCUCACUUUGCGCCGCUCGAUGCUCAUGGCAAGGUCCAAUGCCUGCAAUACUUCAUCAAGGUCAAGACGGAUGUCGGACCUGGCGAGGGUGUCGUGCGCAUGGUUGAGUCUGGCGAUAAGUGGGAGAUCUUUACAUUCUUUACGACCCUGCGCGAAAUCGCGGGUCAUGAAGAGCCUACUCGGCACCGACGAGAGAAGGGUGUUGACCACGUCCAGAAGCGAGAAAGCAAGAAUUGGAAGGAGAAGAGAGAAGAUAGCGUCAACUACGUUGAUAGCGAGCCUACGGUGGUGAUUGUCGGUGCCGGCCAAGCUGGUCUCACGAUCGCCGCUCGGCUGAAGAUGCUCAAAGUCAAUGCCCUUGUUGUAGACAAGCAUCAGCGCAUCGGUGACUCUUGGCGCAAGCGAUAUCACCAACUUGUCCUCCACGACCCAGUUUGGUACGAUCACCUACCGUAUAUCAACUUCCCAAGUCACUGGCCCGUAUUCACGCCCAAGGAUAAGAUGGGAGACUUCUUCGAGGCGUACGCCAGCCUUCUCGAGCUCAACGUCUGGAUGUCAACAACCCUCACAAAGUCGUCGUGGGAUGAUUCAAAGAGGCAGUGGACCGUCACUCUGGACAGGCAAAAGCCCGACGGAUCCAAGGAAACUCGGACUUUGCACCCUCGCCACGUCAUCCAGGCGACGGGCCACUCUGGCAAGAUGUUCUUCCCUAGUAUCAAGGGCAUGGACAAAUUCAAGGGAGAUCGCCUCUGUCACAGCUCUGAGUUCCCGGGCGCCAGGCCUAACUCAAAGGGCAAGAAGGCUAUCGUCGUUGGUUCGUGCAACUCGGGUCACGACAUUGCACAGGAUUUCUAUGAACAAGGAUACGAUGUCACCAUGGUACAGCGUAGCUCAACCUCCGUCGUCUCCUCAAGUUCAAUCACGGACAUUGGUCUGAAAGGCCUCUACGACGAGGACUCACCCCCAGUCGACGACGCCGACCUGUGGCUGUGGAGCUUGCCCGCUGAGCUCUUCAAAUCGCUCCAAGUCGGCACCACGGAAGUACAAAAUGCCAACGACGCCGAGCUCCUCUCAGGCCUCCAAAAAGCCGGCUUCAACCUAGACAUGGGACCAAGCGGAGGCGGCUUCUUCGUCAAGUACUUCCAGCGCGGUGGCGGCUACUACAUCGACGUCGGAUGCAGCCAGCUCAUCAUCGACGGCGAGAUCAAGAUCAAGAGCGGUCAGGAGAUCACAGAGGUUCUCCCCAAUGGUCUCAAGUUCGCGGAUGGUUCGGAGCUUCAGGGCGACGAGAUCAUCUUCGCGACGGGAUACCAGAACAUGCGCACCGAGGCGCGCAACAUCUUUGGCGACGAGCUCGCCGAUCGUGUCGGCGACGUGUGGGGGUGGGACGAGGAGGGCGAGUUCAGGACCAUGUGGCGGCCGACGGGGCACCCUGGCUUCUGGUUCAUGGGCGGCAAUCUCGCAAUUUGUCGUUACUACUCUAAGAUUUUGGCAUUGCAGAUCAAGGCGGUGGAGGAGGGUAUCGAUCAGAACAAGAGCCACACUAAGACUUUAGGAACGACGGGAGGUGUUCCCAAGCUGUGA
This is a messenger RNA of Colletotrichum costaricense, 2010 nucleotides long. RefSeq lists its product as uncharacterized. Gene Ontology annotation, molecular function: monooxygenase activity; flavin adenine dinucleotide binding. The transcript is spliced from 2 exons. The record is from RefSeq and is a predicted model, not a curated record. Lineage: Eukaryota; Fungi; Ascomycota; Sordariomycetes; Glomerellales; Glomerellaceae. The annotation marks the transcript as partial.